Messenger RNA from Xylaria bambusicola, 2286 nucleotides. Its product is annotated as general substrate transporter. Gene Ontology annotation, biological process: carbohydrate transport; transmembrane transport. The record is from RefSeq and is a predicted model, not a curated record. Gene Ontology annotation, cellular component: membrane. Gene Ontology annotation, molecular function: carbohydrate:proton symporter activity. NCBI's taxonomy places the organism in Eukaryota, Fungi, Ascomycota, Sordariomycetes, Xylariales, Xylariaceae. The coding region runs from base 251 to 1891 and encodes 546 amino acids. The transcript has 7 exons.
GGGGUAGCGAGCAACUUUUUAAUAAAGUGCUACGUUCCCCUCACAAGUUUCAUUCUCUUGUAUUACCUUUCACCUUUUGCUUCUAUCUAUCUACCCCACCUUCUGAUUUGGAGAUCGAGAUUGGAUCUCAUCUCUCUCUCUAUCUAUUUACGUUUUCUCUUGUACUUAGUUUCGCCUCUUCAAGAGGUGUUGUCGUUGGAGAGAGGGGUUAGCGAACAGAGUCGAGGAUCAUCCUCUCCUCAUCGUUAGGAUGGCACCUCCUUCCUUCAUGGGCCUCAGUGGCCGCCCGCUCUCCAUCGCUGUUUCAGCGAUCUGUACUACCGGAUUCUUACUAUUCGGCUAUGAUCAAGGUGUUAUGAGCGGAAUAUUAACGGCACCAGCCUUUGCAGACGUGUUUGAGGAGACUAGGGACAACAGUACUAUUCAAGGUCUCGUUACAUCAAUCUAUGACCUUGGAUGCCUCUUCGGUGCUAUCUUCAUCCUUAACGUAGGAGACCAGCUUGGAAGACGACGAGCAAUAAUCGCGGGUGGAAUCAUCAUGAUCAUCGGGGCAGUUAUCCAAGUCACCGCUUAUCCAGGGCACGCACCAUUAGCUCAGUUCAUAAUUGGGCGUAUAGUAACCGGCAUUGGGAAUGGUAUCAACACAUCGACCAUUCCUACCUAUCAAGCUGAGUGCAGCAAGACAUCGAACCGCGGUCUCCUGAUCUGUAUUCAGGGCGGUACAAUUGCUUUUGGCACUCUUAUCGCCUACUGGCUAGACUACGGCGCGUCGUUUGGACCGGCGGACCUCGUCUGGCGUUUCCCUAUCGCCUUCCAGAUCGUGUUCGGAAUAAUCGUCUCUACUGCAAUGUUCUGGCUCCCAGAGAGUCCCAGAUGGCUCCUUACUCAUGAGCGAUACGAAGAAGCCAGCAAUGUGAUCGCUGCUAUUCGAGGGUAUGAAGUGGACAGCCAAGAGACAGCCACUGAGCGUGGCAUUAUCCUCGACUCGAUCAGGGCAUCUGGUGUAUUUGGUGGAAAGAGCACACCAUAUAAAGCUUUGUUUACAAAUGGCAAGACCCAACACUUCCGAAGAAUGCUCCUCGGUGCCAGUAGUCAGUUCAUGCAACAGGUCGGAGGUUGCAAUGCCGUCAUCUACUUCUUUCCAAUCCUUUGCGAGACUUUCAUCACUCCCGGCGAUCAUAAUAUGGCACUCUUGCUCGGAGGGGUCAAUGCCGUUGUAUAUGCCAUUUUUGCUACUGUAUCCUGGUUCCUCAUCGAACGUGUCGGUCGUCGUAAGCUAUUCCUUUGGGGGACAGUUGGCCAGGGGCUAUCGAUGGUGCUCGCCUUCGGGGCGCUGAUUCCAGGCACUCAAUCGGCUGCUAUUGGCACUUGCGUUGCGCUCUUCACAUACAUUGCUAGUUUUGGAGCUACUUGGCUACCUCUUCCCUGGCUAUAUCCCGCUGAGAUUAAUCCGAUCAUGACACGUGCCAAAGCCAACGCCGUAUCGACAUGUACAAACUGGCUGUUCAACUUUUUCAUUGUUCUGAUCACGCCAGUACUUGUUACCAAUAUCGGGUGGGGAACGUUCCUCUUCUUCGCAAUUCUUAAUGCUACCUUUAUCCCCGUGAUCUACUUUUUCUACCCCGAAACUGCCAGACGAUCUCUGGAGGAAAUCGAUAUUAUCUUCGCCAAGGGUAAUGUCGAAAAGAUCUCAUAUAUCAAGGCUGCCAAGGACCUACCCCUGCUCACAGAUGAGGAGGUAGAGCAAGAAGCUCUGAAGUAUGGUCUCCUUGACACUGCUGCUCGGGGUGCGAUUAGUGGUGCGAUCCGCGAUCCCGAAAAGGUAGACGCAGAAAUGAUCGAAAAAAAGAGUGUUGAGGACUCUAGAAGCAAGGAUGAAGCAUCAGCGUGAUGCUCAGUUGAGUAGAGGCUUGUUGCGCUGCACUUUACGCUUAGGUUGAAUUGAGGGCUUUGUACGAGAACAGCGGGCUAUUGACAAUCAACUAGCAGAAAGCUUGACGCGGGUUGGAUGUUACCGAAUCCAUUCAUUCCCGACGAAUUGCCUACGUAUAGAAUUAGUGGGCUAGGUUUAGAUAUUCACGGUCUAGAUUAUCUACAAGAAUCAUAUUUCACAUGAGCCUUUGGGUCAGUAUUCCUUGAGGUUCCGCUGCUUCAACACUAUCGGUGAAGGUGUUAUUGGGUAUGCUUUCCUUGGAUAAAUCCUGUAACAAAAGAACGGCGUCAAUCAUUGUAGAUAACCUACUCUCAGCCAGGUGCAUUCAAAGAGCUAUCAUUGCCUGCGUAAUU